Oreochromis aureus is the source of this 1386-nucleotide messenger RNA. RefSeq lists its product as uncharacterized. The transcript has 3 exons. The record is from RefSeq and is a predicted model, not a curated record. Lineage: Eukaryota; Metazoa; Chordata; Actinopteri; Cichliformes; Cichlidae. The coding region runs from base 126 to 1043 and encodes 305 amino acids.
AGGUAAGAAAAUAAAGUUUUGCAAAGAGUUUAGCUGACUCACUGUCUGUUCAUUAGUUUCUAGGUCCGUAGUUUGGUAGCAGCUGACAGAAGUGGCUGAAUUUGCUGCUUCCUGUAGCUGAAGCUAUGAUGUUUAUAUUAAGAUGGUUGCUGUUGUUCUUGCUAGCUGUCAAAAGUCAUCAAGAAAAUGAUCAAGAAGUGCCCCAUACGGAUGAUCAACUGGAUUUAAGCAGCAUUUACUUUGGAAAUGAGACUUUAUGGAGCAGUGGGAUACUUGAUAAUUCAACCUUGAAUGAGAGUAACUACAACACAACAUUAACAGUGGAUUAUCAGCCUGAAGCCGAAACACUGGCACAAAACAGGUCUUUGCCAGAUCUCCAGUAUUCAUUAAGUCAUACUGAACCUCCACUAAAAGAAGCAGAGUCUGGUUUUCAGGUACAGGUGCUCCAACAGCAGCGUACUUUCUCAUCCAGGCAGUCACAAGAGCCCCAGGUGCCGCCACCUACCUCCCCACCCAGUGAGACUACCUGCCCAUCACAGGUGCUCUUGCAGGUGCCAAUGCCGCGCAGUCCUCCACUUUGGCAGCUGGAGGUACCACAGCAGCCCCGUUCUCCACUCCAUCGGCUGGGGGUGGCUAAGGUGUCCCAGGUCUCCCCAGAGUUCUACUCCCCAUCUAAACAGCUGUGGGUGCCAGAUGAGCCUGGUUCAUCACACCAGCGGCUGGAUUUAAUCCAAAUGCAUGAAUCCCCUCUCCAACGGCUACAAUUUGCAGAGGUGCGCCAGCAGCCUAGAGCUGAACUCAGACGGGCACAGAUGGCUCAGGUACCCCAGCAGCCAAGUAUCCGGCUCCAACAGCUGCAAAUGGCCCAGUGGCCCCAACGGCCACUCUACCAGCUCCUGAUCCCUCGCUACCAGGCCAAGUACUCGCACUACCAGCCUAUGAUAUCCCGUUACCAGGAAAGGCUGCUAGGACACCGACCCAAGACUCCGCUCUUUCGGAUCAAGCAUCUUCGACACCCCCAGCAGAUCAGAUAUACACGUUAGCAAAUAAGUUUUUCAAGCAGCCUCAUUAAAAUUAUGAUCCAAAUCUUUUUCUUUUUUUCCCUCAAAUUUUGUAAUCAAACUAUCUUCACUGGGAUGUUAUAAAAGAAGGUGGGGAACAUCAGGGGACCUUUGUAUUUGACAUGAAUUUCUUUCAGGCACAGCAGCUAAUAAGCAUGUGGCAGCCACACUAAGAGAAGCAAUGGGCAUGGUAUCUAGUAAAGCCUCUAAGAUCAUCCAAGAGUUCAGAUGUUACUUUCCUGAACUCACGAUUUCUGUUUUAGCACUGCAACAUUGAAACACUGUUCUGACCUUUCAAAGUAAAAUACAACUACUGCUAUAAUUA